AUGGAGAGUGCAACGUUUCAUCUGCCAAAAAGUGCCCACAGUGCCCUGGAACUCCCUAAAAAGGCAACAGAAAGCUCUAUGGUCGUGAAGGCAUACCAAAGUGCUCUUUUGAUGGUCAAAACGGACUCUUUGGACGUCGCAACAGCCGCCUUGCUGAGUCAGAAUAAUCGUCCGGUAGCCUUCCUCUCUCGCACACUAGAAGCCAGCAAAAAGAAUCAUUCUGCUAUCGAGAAGGAAGCGCGUGCAAUAGUAAAGGCUGUUUGCAUGCGGCAACGUUAUCACCAAGGCAACCACCUCAAACUUCUCACGGACUACGACCCGCGGCCUUCGUGUGCCGCGGCAGACAAUUAA
Messenger RNA from Fasciola hepatica (liver fluke), 351 nucleotides. Lineage: Eukaryota; Metazoa; Platyhelminthes; Trematoda; Plagiorchiida; Fasciolidae. The record is from the annotation of a GenBank genome assembly.